AUGGUCGAAUUAAAAGUUGUUGCAUCCAUCGUCUUAUCCGCGAGCUAUCCAUCACAAAGGCAGGCAACGAAAGAAAUAAGUUUUGAGAUCAUAAGAAAGGAUGGAAAAUCUCAAUCGUUGGAUAAACCUCGUCAUCUUGCUAUAUACAGUGGCAGUGAUCAAAGGUUCGUUUAUAGCUCCAAUUGCCAACACGAACAUAUAAAUGCUCACUCUCUUUUCUUCGACGGAAUUGGCAACUCCGUUAACAAUAAUAAUCCAUUGUAUUUAAAGACUUUCGAACUCCUUAAGAUACUCGACUUUGAAAAUCUCCCGUUGAAGAAUUUACCAGAAACAAUCGGUUUGUUGACUCGGUUAAGGUAUUUGGGAUUAAGAAACACAAGUAUAAAGAGUCUCCCACACUCAAUAGGUAAACUCAAGAAUCUCGAGGUACUCGACAUAGCAAGAGUUUACAAAGUGAAAGUGGGAGAUGUGAUACGCGAAAUGGAGAGCCUGCGUCAUAUACACGCCGGGUUUUUCUACUCUGUCGAUCGUUUAAAAACCGACACUCUAAAGAAUCUUCAGACACUAGGCUACAUCUACGCGGGAAAUUUGAUCCCCGAGCAAGUGAAAAAGAUGAGGGCUCUUCGCAAAUUGAGCUUGUUUAUCACGAGGGAUUUAGGGUUUAAAGGGAGCGAGUUCUUUCGGUCAUUAGCUACGUUAGAGAAUCUCGUGUGCCUAGAACUGAAGUGGGGCCCACCAGAUUCUAUCCAACCCUCGCACUAG
Erythranthe guttata (spotted monkey flower) is the source of this 762-nucleotide messenger RNA. The record is from RefSeq and is a predicted model, not a curated record. NCBI's taxonomy places the organism in Eukaryota, Viridiplantae, Streptophyta, Magnoliopsida, Lamiales, Phrymaceae.